AUGUUCGUUUUAUAACAAAGAGUGCUAGAAAGUAAUCCAAGUGAUUAUUAUUGUAGAGUGCAUAAUCGACAUCACUAAGAAAGCAUUUGGAGAUCAAUUAGAAAUUGAGAAUAGAGGUGCAUUCCUUAAUCGGAUAAAAGAAAUCACAUUGGAAGCAUUUUAACUUAAUUAUGGAGAAGAGAUCUUCUUACUUCAAUAAGAAUUGAGAUAAUCUUAGGAGGUGAUUGAAAAGGCAAAGCUAGAUUAUUUGGAUAGAGAAUAAUAGUUAAUCAUGAGUCUUGAGCAAAAGUUGCAAGAACAAUAAAUAUUGCAAUUAAAAGAAUUGAAUAGCCUCUAAGAAAUGCAUGAUGAACAAAUUCAGCUUAAUAAAAAGCUAUCACUCAAUCUAGAUAGGGUAAAUAGAUAGAAUAGUGAACUUGCUUAAUAAAAUGAUCAAUUGAAUAAAGAAAUUUCAAAUUUGAAAGAAACUUAUAGUUAAUUUGAAUCGUAAUAAAAACUUAAAAAUCAAGAGGUUUUUGAAUUUAGACAAAAGUUUGAACAAUAAUAGUCUUCUAAUUAAGUACUUGAGUAGUAGUAUAAAACUAUGAAGUAAGAAAUGGAAAAAGUAAUUAAAGAGAUGCAUAGAAAGAAUCAAUUAUAAAUUGAUGAGAAUGUUAUAGUGGAAAAUGAAGUAUAAAGAUUGAAAUGGGAAUACGAGCAAUUAAAAUCAAAGAAGCAUUAAGAAUAUCAAAAAUACAAGGAAGCUUUAGAGUAGCUGAAAUUAAAAAGUUCCAAUAAAAUAAGGGAUUAUAAAUAGAAACUAAAGGAAGUUUAAAAUAAAGAUGCCUUCAUUGUGGAAUUAUAGGAUUAAAUCAAAGAAUUAUAAGAGCAUAUCGAAUUUCAAUAAGGGUAACAUAAGUAAACAAUAAAAGUUUUAGAGGUGCAGUAUAAAAAGCAAUUUGAAAACUUAGAGCAGAAUAUGGAGUAGGAGAAAUCCUUAAUCUAGCAACAUUUAACUAAAAGUUUAGAAACCACCUUAAACGACAAAGAUAGAGAAGUAUUAAGUUUAUUCUCUUAAACAUAAUAAUUGAAGUAAUCUCUAUAGAAUGAGCAGGAUAACAAAUAGAGAAGCAUCUUAAAAUUGGAAGAUCAGAUUAAAUAAAUAAAUUAAUAGAGAGAUGAUUUGAGUGAUGAGAUUCAAGAAUAACAAUUAAAGAUAGAGCAUUUAGAGUAAGAAUUGAUCAAGAAAGAUUAAAAUAUAAAGUUGUUAUUGAAUGAUAUUGAUGAAUUGCGUCAAUUCUCUGAAUAGACAUUGAAUACUUUAAGAGAGAACUAAGACUACUUGAGUGAAUUGGAAAGAGAGAAGCAAUAAUAACAUGAGAUAAUAGAAAAUAUCUAGAACUAAUUAGAAAUCGAAAUUAAGGGUUCCUUUUCAUAUAAGCGAUUAGGAGAGGAAUUGGAAUAGAGAUGUAAAUUAUUUAAACAAGAGCAUAGUUUAAUGUUGGAGGAAUAAUUAAAAAGAUAGGCUUCUUGUGAACAAGAAAUUGAUAAACUCAGCAAUGAAAAUUAAUAAAACAUUCUUAAUUUUGAAAACCAAUAAAAGAAAUUAAAGUUGGAGUUUAAAUUGUAAUCUGAAGAAUAAAUGAGACAGUAUAAUUAAUUAGAGAAAGAAUCAUAGUAAAUGAAUGAAUAAAUCGAGAGCUUAGAAAAGUAGCAUUAAGAAUUAAUCUAAGAUUUGGAGUCAUAUAUAGCAUAAUACACAAAUGCUUUAACUUAAAUAGAAGAACUUAAGAAUAAGGAAAAUGAUUUAAUCUAAAUUUAAAGCAAGAAUUAGAAAAUCUGGGAUAAUGAGAAAUAAGUGCUCUCUUCAUAAUUGGAGGAUCAAAAAGUGUAAUUUAAUAAGUUAAAACAAAAAGUAAUUAGAUCAAUUUGCAAAUAGAAGGAAUAAUUAAAAUAGUAAUUGAUUGAGACUAAAUAAUUUAUCUAACACAGAUUUAAAAGCUAUGAUAUUGAUAUUAGGGAGUUCUUGUCUAGUUAAAUUAAAAAAAUCCUUUAGGUAGUAAUACAUAUUUAUAUUAAGUUAUCGAAUUAGGAGUUAUAUUUGGAGAAGAGAAAUCAUGAAGUUAUUUUAAAAGAAUUUGAAUUAGAAUUCGACAGAAAGGUUGAUUAAGUCAAAAGAGAGUAUAAAUUGAUUUAAGAGGAAUCAGAUAUUGUUAUAAAAUAAAAGAUAUAAUAGAUUUACUAGUGUGAUCAAUCAAUCAAUGAUUUAAAGAGGCAAUUAAGUCUUAAAUUGUAGGAGUAUGAUAAUUUAUAAUCGCAAUUCUAAGUUUCUAAUGAGCUAUGCAAAGAAUUACAAAAAAAAGCAGAGAUUGAAUAAAUACAUUCCUAGAAAUUGAUUUCUUCUUUAUAAGAAGAAUUGUAAAUAAUUUUGAAUACUAUUUAGAAUCCAAAUUUAGCAAACUGUAGAUUUUACAUAGAAGGAGAGAUAAUACUUUGAAUAACGAUAUAAUGAUUUUAAAGUUAUGUCAGAAAGGAAAUUGGAUUAGGUUUCUCGAGAAUACUAAUAGUAAAUUCAAUAAUUAGAAGUUUUGGUAUAAAAAAACGAAAAAGUUGAUUAAUCACCUGUUUUCCUUAAGCAUUCUCUAUCAUCUAGUUAAGGAUUCCAUCGAUCUCCCAAUAUGAUUAAACAAUAGUGUAGAAAUUCAUUUAUUUACUUAGAUCCUUAUUAAAAACCACCAAAUUAUGGAUCUCCUACUCUACGAACACCUAACAAAUCUCCAAUCAACGAAAGAGCUGAUAAAACCAUAGAGGAGUUGAGAGUGGAAAUUCAUUAACAAAAAGAAAAACUUUCUAGAAUGAAGUUAAACUUUACGGAAUCUCAGAAGAAAUCCAAAAUUGCAUCAAAGUAUUGA
Molecule: messenger RNA, 2891 nt
Organism: Paramecium octaurelia
Lineage: Eukaryota; Ciliophora; Oligohymenophorea; Peniculida; Parameciidae
Source: the annotation of a GenBank genome assembly